Messenger RNA from Drosophila ananassae, 3828 nucleotides. It is a transcript of the gene PIP82, whose product is annotated as actin cytoskeleton-regulatory complex protein PAN1. Bases 138 to 3671 code for a protein of 1177 amino acids. The transcript has 3 exons. NCBI's taxonomy places the organism in Eukaryota, Metazoa, Arthropoda, Insecta, Diptera, Drosophilidae. The record is from RefSeq and is a predicted model, not a curated record.
UUUCUGCCCUGUUCUCCGCCAAAGCCUUUUCAAAUUGGCUAAAAUGCUGAACUGCAACGGACGUUCCACGAUCCGCAUUCCAUUUAUCUUUGAUUUGUUGGAUUUGUAAAGGGAAUCGAGCCAGAACCAGAAAAGUGAUGCAGCAGCAGCAGCAGUUCCAGCCCUUCCAACACCUCCACCACCAUCACCAUCAUCACCACCACCACCAGCAGCAGCAGCAGAUCCAGCAGGUGCAGUCGGACUCCCAGUUGGAGCACAGAAACUCCCCAGAUCCGGAGGCGGAAAGGAAUCCCAACCGGGACAGGCAACAGAAUCGCUCCUCCAUGGACUUCCGUAAUCUGUGCCAGCGCCUGGAUGUGGACAGCUUGCGAGCCAAGCUGCCAUCUCUGCCGCAAAUCAAGUUGCCGAAGGCGUUGCCCAAACUGCGAGGCCGCAAGAUAUUCCGGAGCUCCAAGUCGGGCUCCACCAGGGCCAAUGCGGGCUCCACCAAGGACAGGGGCUACACCGGACCGCCUCACCAGCAGUCGUACCAGUCGCAGCUCCAGGUGGCCGCCACAUCCCAGCAGUUCAUCAACAGGACGCCCCAGAGGAUCUCCACGAUCAGUUCCCUGAUGUACGAGGGCGGCGGCGGUGGUGGAGAGGCCGGGGAGGACAUCCGGAGAUCAGAGUCCCAGCCGGGCACUUACCGGAGCGCCGGCAGUCUGGACGACGACUACUAUGCCCCGGGCAGCGGGGAGAGGGCCUCCCGCCCCAUCAGUCCCAUCAAGAUGCCCUCCGGUAGCGAGGAGGCAGCCGGGGGAUCGAGGCCCUCGCAGCCACCCACCCUCACCCAGAGGAUCCAGAAGGGCUACAAGAGCCUCAGCGAGCUCCGGCUGAAGCACAUCUUCGCCAAGCAGACGACCGUCCGGCGGGACAACAUCGAGGUGGACCGCUACGUGGAGCAGUACGAGCGGGAGCUGAGGUCCGAGAAGCGGGCCAGGGAGCGUCGGGAUCGGGAGAUAGCCGAGAACUACGACAUCAAGAUCAAGACCCUGGCCGGGACGCGGCAGAACACCUUCGAGGAGGACGAGGUGGAGCACGAGCAGUUCGAGCGGCGGGACAAGGGCCACCAGGACACGGACGAGAGUGGGCUGGAGGCCACUCCUCCGCUGCCGAGUCGCCGCAAGCCCGGAAUAGCAGCCACUCGGUUCGCCAAGGUCCGUAAGCCGCCGUUGGAGAUGGAGGCCGCGGGUCAGGAGCACGAUCCAGACCAGGAUGAGGAGGCCAAGGCAUCGCCUCCCAAGGAGAACCAGCCUCCGCCCCGUUCCAGCAGCUACAAGCAGCUGCUGAGCAAGCUGCCCCACCUGCCCAGUCUCCCCAAUCUCCCCCAGCUCUCGCGGACCAAGGCGGAGAAGCCACCGUCGGAGGAGGUGGCCCCCACCAAGUCGGGUCUGAGGCAGAACAUCAAGCGGAUCAGGAAGUCCAUCAAGCGGCCGGCCAAGCUGAAGCCCAAAGCGCCCACCAGCCAGGACACCGACGACGAGGAGGAGUCGGAGGAGAAGAAGGAGCCUGGCAAGGAUCCAGCCUCCAAGCCUCCAAGCUCCGCCACGAACCUGAGAGCCCGCCUGGGCAGAUUCGCCUCCACGGAGCAGCUGCAGCAGCACUGGCGGAAGAGCUUCAAGCGAACCGGCAAGGACGAGGCCCCCAAGGAGGAGACGGCCGCCGUGGCGGGCGGAGUCCUGGGCGGCUUCCUGCUGGGCAGCCAGCUGGAGAAGACCCUCGGGAAGCUCAACGAGAAGAUGCACCAGAUCAAGUUUUUUCAGAGGCAGGGACAGGCGGCGGGGGCGGCUUCCAAGCAGCCGAAGCCCAACACCGUGGGCCAUGAGCCCGUGGAGCUGGACGACGACAACGAACUGGAGGCCACCUACCACCACAGCGACAGCGAUGACAGCGGCGAGGACGUCUCCGCUGACGAGGCGUUUGGCCAGAUCCAGCCGGAGACUAGUCCGGAGGAUCCGAUCCGCCGGAAGAAACCGCUUCUGGCCGAGCCGAGGGAGAGGGAGAGGGAGAAGGAGGCUCCAGCUCCGGCUCCUCCUCCAGCGAAGGAUCAGGCAGCCCUACCGGCAGCUAAGGCCGCCCACGCUUCUCGCCAGAUGGCGAAGCUGGCGGAGAUUCAGGCGGCGUCAAAGGGCGGGGCGGGCACGACGGCCUGGAGCAGCGAGUCCCUCGAGGAGAUAGCCGACGAGGACUAUCCGCGCGUCCUCAUCCACCAGGAGCACUCGGACAACUUUGAAUCCACCCUGAUCAUUGCGGUGGCCACCAAGAGCCCGUCGCCCCAGCAGCUCCCCGCUCCCAAGGCCAGUCCCUGGCUGCCCAACGACCAGAUCAUCUCCGGCUUCCGGCAGGAGCGGGAGCGGGAGAAGGAGCAGGCCUGGCCAGCCCCGGCCCUCUACAAGCCGAAGAGCAUCGAUAUCUUCGAGGCCUCCGGAGGCGGAGGCACUGCCUCGGCCUUCGCCGACUUCGACGAGGCCCUCCGGAAUGCCCCGGUCUUGAGGAUCAGUGCCGGGAGCAUCAGCUCCAGCAUCGAGGAGAAGGACGAGGGCCACACCAGGGUGACCAGGAUACGCGUGCAGAGUCCUCAGAUCGGCAACAGUCGGGAGAGUCUCAUGGCCCAGGACGAGGAGGAGGAGGAGGAGGAGGAAGAAGAGGGGGAGCCGGAGGAGGAGGACGAGGAUGACGAAGAGGAAGACCUGGAAAUGGAGCUUCCCGUGGAGGCCAUCGAUCUGGACGACUCUCUGUCCGAGCGCCCUCCCUCGGCCUCUCCGCCGCCGCCUCCCCUGCCCCAACGGCGGCCGCCUCCCAUCCCCAAAGUUAUCGAUAACACGCCGAUAUACGAUGCAGUCCCCCCACCACUACCGAUAACCAAGCCGCCCCCCAACGAGGCGAAGGCACCGGAGGCACCGACCACCGCCCCGACUCCGGUCCCGGCUAGGGUCUCUCUGCCCCAGAGAAGCGCCUCCAUGUCGCGGCCGGCCAAGCCCCUGGUGAAGACCAGCUCCCUGCGGCUCACCUACAACGAGCAGGUCCGGCCCGGGGACAUCGGGAAGGUGAACAAGCUGAUCUCCCGGUUCGAGGGCGGGCGGCCGCGCCUCUGUCCCCGCCGGAUGCACAGCGAGGAGUACGAGCGGGAGGAGGAGGACGAGCUCCGUCAGGAGGAGGUCCUGGUUCAGAAGAUACGAGUUAUCGACUCGCUAACGCCCACUAAUCGGAAUGUGGUCGUGAUUCCACAAAUCACUCUAAACAACAACAGCGACAGGGAGGAGAAGCCCAAGGGAGAGAGUCCUCUGACAAAGGACACCAAGGACCUCACUCUGGAUCGUCAGAACUCGAACUGCAGUCGAUCGGAGUACGGAUCGCCGCUAUCCUUUCCCAGCAAUCGACGCAGCCGCACACCCACCAACCUCAACAACAACAACAAUCCCACCACAAGUCCCUCCAAUCCUCGCCAGAAUCAGAAUCCCAGCCAGAAUCCGAACCAGAACCAGAAUCCGAUAACAAUCCAACACCAGAGACGCAGCCGACGCUCCAUGACCCGCGACGAUGACAACUUCUAUAGUUUCGAUAGCGACGAAGAGAACAGCUACUACUCUAUAAGCCCCUCGGGAAGCAGUCGUUAUGUGGUGGAGAUCUAAACGAAUUAUAGUAUUAGAGGAUUAUUUUUAGACAAAAAGUCAUUUAAUAUCGAUAUAUAUCGAUUAAUUUUUUUUUUUCUAGCCUAAGACCCUUAUUAUUUGAAUAAAGUACAACUUGUAACACGAAAAGGGAAUGUGACUCAACUAAUUUUAAUUU